Theobroma cacao (cacao) is the source of this 2541-nucleotide messenger RNA. The record is from RefSeq and is a predicted model, not a curated record. Lineage: Eukaryota; Viridiplantae; Streptophyta; Magnoliopsida; Malvales; Malvaceae.
AUGGAUUCGUCGGUAAUUGAAUUUUAUGAAGAAGGCGAAGAGGAUUUAGUCGGAACCAUAAAUGAAGAUACCUUAGUUGAAGUAGCAUUAAGUUCAUUUGGGGUGAAUAAACCGAAACCUCUGACCAUUUUUUAUGAAGAAAACAGGAGUCCGAUGAAUGAUACAUCCCCUACUGUUGUAGGAAGUGGCAUCACUAUUGAAAUUCCUAGCCCGUUCCAGUACAAGAGUGAGAAGACUGCUCCUUGGAAUUACGAAUGUAAUAUCUUAGGUAUGGCCCCCCUUACUUCGCAAGUAUCUUUUACAGAUCUAACUAGUGUGGGAGGAAUAAUGCGAAGUGGACGAUGUUAUUCUCCUAAGAUAACAAAAAGGGUUGAAAAAGGAAAAUUCAAACAAGGAAAAGAUCUGAAAGAAGCAAGUACCUUUCUCAAGGAUCAAACCACCGAACCUCCAAUUGCUCCGAACAAUGAGAUUAAAAGGCUUGUUACGAAAAAAAAAAUAGGUGAAUUUCUCAAAUUUAUCAAACAUAGUGAGUAUAGUGUGGUGGAGCAAUUAACUAGAAUGUCUGCUCGUAUCUCGCUGUUAUCUUUACUUCUGAAUUUAGAAGCACACAGGAAUGCGCUACUUAAGGUCCUGAAUCAAGCUUACGUGGCUCAUGAUAUAUUGGUGGAAAAGUUGGAUCAUAUCGUGGGAAACAUUACAGUUGGGAACUUCAUUGCCUUUAAUGAUGAGGAAAUUCCAUCGGGUGGCCGAGGAAGUAAUAAAGCUUUGCACAUUACCAUCCAAUGCAAGGACCACGCCGUACCCAGGGUCUUGAUCGACAAUGGCUCAGCUUUAAAUGUCAUGCCUCGCUCUACCUUAACCAAGUUACCUGUAGACCUGUCUUAUAUGAGAACCAGCCACAUGGUUGUAAAGGCUUUUGACGGAACCAUAAAGGAGGUGGUCCAAUUUCAAGUCAUGGACAUCUCCCCGUUCUACAAUUGCUUACUAAGGCGUCCAUGGAUUCAUAUGGCGGGAGUCAUACCCUCUUCCCUUCAUCAAAAGGUUAAAUUCAUAGUUGAGGGCCAACUGAUAAGUGUAUUUACGGAGGAAGACAUAUUGGCCAUUCAACCCUCAUCUGCCCCCUAUAUAGAGGUGACAGAAGAAGUCCCAGAGUGCUCUUUCAGAUCUUUUGAAUUUGUUAAUGCUACUUAUGUGGGGGAGGGAGAAAUGAUACCAACUCCUUGUUUGUUAGUAGCAACUGAAAUAGGGGUAAAGCAGACAGUGGGAAAAGGAUGCCGUGCAGGUUUGGUGCUAGGAAAGAAUUUACAAGGAAUUAACCGUCCUUUGACUCCAAUAAAGAAUGAAGAAAGGUUUGGUUUGGGGUACAAGCCUACCAAAGAAGAGAUAAGGAAAUUGGCAGCUCAAAAGAAGAUUAAAAUGAUGGCUCAACUUGAGGGAAAAGAAGAAGAAUUUGGGAAACGGACAAUUUCGUACUUAUAUGAGACUUUUCGCUCUGCAGGUUUCAUUCAUCCCGAAGCACCAACAAAGGUUAAUCAGGUUCUGCAGAUGUUUGAUGAGUUGUCAGUCCAUAUGAUCAAAGACGAAGAAUCUAACGAGAAGGUCGCUGUGGUGUAUCAAGUACUGCUAGGAGAAGAGCUAAUUAAUUGGACAACCACAGAGUUACCUGUUAUUUUUAAGUCUUUAAAAAUGUCUUUAAAUAAUGAACACGAAGACAAUCUGGAGAACAAUGUGAAUUUUGAUUUCGAGAAAGUUUCGAACAUUGAUGAAUUGAAAAAUGAAGAGGAAGUGGAUGACUAUGACUUACCCCCUGAUUUGUCAAGAUUGUUGGAACAGGAGGAAAGGGAGAUCUUACCUCAUCAGGAACUCACAAAAAUGAUUAACCUUGGAAAUGGGGAAGAAAAGAAAGAGGACAUGCCAGGUCUCAAUACUGACAUUGUCAUCCAUAAGUUGCCUUUGAGAUCAGACUGCAAGCCCAUUAAACAGAAAUUGAGAAGAAUGAAGCUAGAAAUGUUGUUGAAAAUUAAAGAAGAAGAUGGAAAAGUUCGAAUGUGCAUUGAUUACAGGGAUUUGAAUAGAGCGAGUCCGAAGGAUAGCUUCCCUUUGCCACACAUCGAUACUCUUGUGGACAACACAGCAAAACAUGCUUUAUUCUCGUUGAUGGAUGAUUUUUCGAGGUACAAUCAAAUUAAGAUGGAACCCGAAGAUAUGGAAAAAACAAUGUUCGUAACCAUGUGGGGAACGUUUUGUUACAAAGUAAUGCCAUUUGGAUUAAAGAAUGCAGGUGCCACCUACCAAAGGGCAAUGGUGACUUUGUUCCAUGAUAUGAUGCAUAAAGAGAUAGAGGUAUAUGUGGAUGACAUGAUUGUAAAAUCUCGUACAGAAAGGGAUCAUACUGUCAAUCUCAAGAAGCUGUUUAAGAGAUUGCGGAAGUUUCAGCUCAAGCUGAAUCCUGCAAAAUGCAUUUUUGGUGUUACUUCUGGGAAAUUGUUGGGGUUCGUAGUGAGUGAAAAGGGAAUUGAAGUGGACCUAGAUAAAAUAUGA